AGCGUCCUUGUUUGUGUGGUGCCGCCGCCGCCGGUGCAGCCGCCGCCGCCGCCGCUGCCCCCGUCUGUACCGCAGUGUCUGCUCCGCCCGCCCUCCCCGGUCCGGCCCGCCCCCCACCCCCACCCCCGCCCCUGGUCCCGUCAACGGGGUCCGGAGCUUACUGUGCCGUCGCCUCUUCCUUUUUCGACGCCUCCGCCGCCGCCUGAGGAGGCGAGCUAGCCGGGAGUUACACCGCCACCGCCAGGAUGGAUAGAAUGACAGAAGAUGCUCUUCGUCUGAACCUAUUAAAAAGGAGCUUGGACCCAGCAGAUGAGCGAGAUGAUGUGCUGGCAAAACGACUCAAAAUGGAAGGACAUGAGGCCAUGGAACGUCUAAAAAUGUUGGCACUGCUCAAAAGAAAGGACUUAGCGAAUCUUGAGGUGCCACACGAGUUACCCACCAAACAGGAUGGCAGUGGUGUCAAAGGUUAUGAAGAGAAACUCAAUGGGAAUCUCAGGCCUCAUGGAGACAACAGGACUGCUGGAAGGCCAGGCAAAGAAAACAUCAAUGAUGAGCCAGUGGAUAUGAGUGCUCGACGGAGUGAGCCAGAUCGAGGAAGGCUAACUCCUUCCCCAGAUAUCAUUGUUUUGUCUGACAAUGAGGCUUCCAGUCCCCGUUCCAGCUCCCGAAUGGAAGAAAGACUGAAAGCAGCCAAUCUGGAGAUGUUCAAGGGGAAAGGCAUUGAAGAACGACAGCAGCUUAUCAAGCAGCUGAGGGAUGAGUUACGGUUGGAAGAGGCUCGAUUGGUGCUAUUAAAGAAACUGAGACAGAGUCAGCUGCAAAAGGAGAAUGUGGUCCAAAAGACUCCAGUUGUACAGAAUGCAGCAUCUAUUGUUCAGCCGUCUCCUGCCCAUGUGGGACAGCAGGGUUUAUCUAAACUUCCCUCCCGGCCUGGAGCCCAGGGGGUUGAGCCUCAAAAUUUGAGAACAUUACAGGGUCACAGUGUCAUUCGUUCAGCAACCAGUACCACCCUCCCACACAUGUUGAUGUCUCAGCGUGUUAUUGCACCAAAUCCAGCCCAACUGCAGGGUCAGCGGGGACCACCUAAGCCUGGCCUUGUACGCACCACAACACCCAACAUGAAUCCUGCCAUCAAUUACCAACCACAGUCAAGUUCUUCCGUUCCUUGUCAGCGCACAUCAUCAUCUGCCAUCUACAUGAACCUCGCCUCCCAUAUCCAGCCAGGGACCGUGAACAGAGUGUCCUCACCACUCCCUAGCCCCAGCGCCAUGACUGAUGCUGCCAAUUCACAGGCUGCAGCCAAAUUGGCUCUUCGCAAGCAGCUGGAAAAGACGCUCCUGGAGAUCCCACCUCCAAAGCCUCCUGCUCCUUUGCUUCACUUUCUCCCCAGUGCCGCUAAUAGCGAGUUCAUCUACAUGGUAGGCUUGGAAGAGGUCGUGCAGAGUGUCAUUGACAGCCAAGGCAAAAGCUGUGCCUCACUCCUGCGAGUUGAACCUUUUGUAUGUGCCCAGUGCCGCACAGAUUUCACCCCUCACUGGAAACAAGAGAAGAAUGGUAAGAUCCUGUGUGAACAGUGUAUGACCUCCAACCAGAAAAAGGCUCUGAAAGCUGAACACACCAACCGGCUGAAAAAUGCUUUUGUGAAAGCCCUACAGCAGGAACAGGAAAUUGAGCAGCGAUUACAGCAACAGGCAGCGCUUUCUCCUACUACGGCUCCGGCUGUGUCCAGUGUCAGUAAACAAGAUACCAUAAUGAGACAUCAUACACUUCGGCAGGCUCCGCAGCCCCAGAGCAGCCUCCAGCGUGGCAUACCCACCUCUGCUCGUUCCAUGCUUUCAAACUUUGCACAGGCACCCCAACUGUCUGUGCCAGGCGGCCUCCUUGGUAUGCCAGGUGUCAACAUUGCAUACUUGAACACUGGCAUUGGAGGACACAAAGCCCCCAGUUUGGCAGACCGACAGCGCGAGUACCUUUUAGACAUGAUCCCUCCUCGGUCUAUAUCGCAGUCCAUCAGUGGACAGAAAUAACGCCUGGUCCACUCGCACUGCCCCAACCUUGAAUCCUUUACCCCUUUUCUCUUCCAUUGCCCCAACUUCCGUCGCAUGCAGUGCCUGUACUGGUGCCUACCAUACACGGAAAGCAAAACUGAAAAACAGAAGACAAAAAUAGAAAUCAACGAGAAAACACAACGCCCUGCCCUGCCAUCUCCCCUUUCACACUGCUGCGAUCUGUUCUCCUGCCGUUUUAUCUUCUCUCUUCAGUUUUCUUUAACAGUGAAGUGGAUCUUUGCCUCUGAGAGAGGUGAGGAUGAGGCCCUGGGAGAAUCUAAACCCUUUGACAUGUGUUUCCUAAGUUUGUUUUAUGCUAUAACUAUUAAUCUUUUUUUAAUUAUAUUGUAUGCCCUCCCUUUGUUCAGUGAACGGUUAAGUCUCCCCCAUUCUUUUUUCUUUUUCUGUCUUUUUUUUUUUUUUUUUAAUAACAUAAAUGACUUCAGUUCAAUGAUAGGAGCAGUGCAGAUUGCAGUAGGGUCUCAGCUGCCAAGCAGGACAUGACCUGGAGCAUUAGGGGCAGAGGUUUGGAUGUGCUUAGCCUGAGCUGUUGGGUAGAUGGCAUCAGGUAAGGAAGCGUAGCACCUCAGCUGUGGGUGUUUGGGGCUGGACAUUAGAGAAGCUGUGUUCUAGUAUUAUAAUCAGGCUCUAAGAAUGAAGGGAAAGAGCCUGGAGAAAGAAGCUUUAAACAACCACCCUGGAAUUCACCUGUGGAAGAGGGGCAGGAAGAGGUGUAAGGGGAGCAUAGUGGUGAGCUAGGGAGGACUGAGGCUGGCCCCUGGCCUUCCGGGUGUGGGGGUGUGAGACUGGUCUGGUCCCAGUGGAUCUACUCCAGGCCCAGUAGCCCAGAUUUUAAUCUUGUUUUCUUAACAGAAUUGUCCCUCACCCCACUCUCACUCUCUUUAAAAAUCCCAGUGUUCCCUCCUUUAACCACAGCCCCAUCUAUGACACAUCUGUUCCAGGCUGAGUUUGCUGGGGUUCUAAAAGCUGGAAUGGGCAUGAUUGAGUCCAGUGACCAAAGGAGGAAGCAGGGGAAGAAGCUCUCUCAGCAGCUGCGGUUCUCACAUCUGUCUGUCCUUUCUGUCUAUGGAGAGGCUGAGAGUAAGGCUCAGAGAAUCAGGGUGCAAUCUUGCCCUGGCUGAGGCCGUGACUGCAGAACCAGCUGCCCAAGGCCAAACACUUCAUGUCAUAGCCAGCUUUGGACCUAUGCUACACAAAUGUUGUCUUUCCCCACCCCAGAAUUCUAUUAAUUUUGAUUCUUGUUUUCCUUUAUUUUUUUCUUAAGUGCUACUAAUGUAGAGAAUGAAUUGUGCAAUGUUGCUGUUCUGGGGAUUAGGGAGAUUCCAUCCCAUUUGCUCAGCUGUGGGGGAGGUGGGAGGGGUUUAGGCUGUUUUUUUGAGGUAAGGGAAGCCCCCUUAAGGGAAGGAUUUCUGCUCUCAAGAGUGUGGAGAGCACCUGCCUGCCUCUUGAGCUCUACAGGCUGUCAGAGUGCACUGGGGUUACUCUUAGCAGAGGUAUGAAGAAUUGUUUAAUAUUUUGCCCUUGAAAGCCACCUGAGGAAGUUCCCUCAUUUUUAUUUUUAAAAAAAUUAAAUAAUUUUUUUAAAGUAAAAAGGCACUUUUAAAAUUAACACACAAACUGCACAUCUUCCUCAUAAAAUUUGGGGGUAGGGUGGGAGAAGGAGCUGAAAUUAGGCUUAGUUCCCCACUCUGACCUCUAUUCCCCACACCCCAGUCCCACUGUGGGUGAUUAUACUGGCCCUACGGGUCUCCCUGGCUUUUUUUCUUUUCUCCCUUCCCCCAAAUUCAUUGAGCACUUAAUAAAGGAGCAGAGAUGCAACCAGUGUCUGGGCUCCCCAAGUGGUGAAAUGAUCUGGAAGCUAGACGCUAGUAACAGGUAGUGAUCGGGUCGUUUCAAGUAUUUUGGGGGAAUGUGGUACCCCUGACUGUAAGUGGGAGAGGGAGGGGGGUUAAUGGAACUGGGUCUGGGGUUAUUUUAAAAUUAUAUAUAUAUAUAUAUAUAAAAAGAUAUAUUCUUACAUCUUUUCUUUGCCCUCUGUGCUUUGAAAGCACUGGAUGAAUUGUUUGGUUUUGCUUUUCUCUCUUCCACAAAAUUGGAAGCUUUUUUUAAUGUUUUUCCUACAAGUCAUCCUGCCUUGUGGCAUGUCUGUCUAGCCUUCCCCCUCCCCGUGAUAAAGUGCCAUUUCUGUUAAGUCUCCCUGACCCCCAACUCAGAGGUGCUCAGAGGUACAAGGUGCCCAGGUUUGUCAUUUGAGAUUACAAAUUAGGAACAGAGAAUGUGCAAUACCGUCUAGCUGGGGGCUAUCCCUGCCCUGAGCUGAGCCCCUUCCCUGGGAGCCAGGCCACCUUGAAUGGGAUUCAGAUGUAAGAUGCAUAGAGAGGAGGGUGAUUGGGAAGGAAAGCCCACAGUCUAGUGCCUGCUCAGGUGCUGAGAGAGAGGGCAAAUCUUCCCUGUUCUUCCCUCCUCUGGGUCAUUUACACAGAAGCUGCUUACUGACUGGUUAGCUCUGUGACCCUUUGCUCAAUCACUGAGGCUUAAUUUCUUACUCUCAUCCCCAUCCUCAUACCCUACCCAGGGACUCAUGUUGGGAUGAGGGCUCCUUAAUCAUGAUGAAAGUGUUAGCUGCCCACUGCCUCUAUCCCUCCCUCUACCCUUUCACCCUCAGUCUCCAGGGUUCAUCCCUGACUGCCUGCUGUCCUUCCAGGUCUGAUGUCACUGUCCUCUCUAGCCCUUGACCCUGUAGACACUAACCCUCAUGCCUGAAGGAUAGGCAGGAAGACCCUGUCUUCAGAGUUGUCCUUUGUCCUGGAGCUCUGAUUCUUGGGAUAUUGAGAGUGAGGGUCCCACCAGUUCUGCCUGGCUUCUUCCAGACCCUGAGGCACUAAAAUAUUACUCAUGGGUGGUGUCUUACUCCCUAGAACCUGAAGUGGGUGGAUUAGUGGUAAGGUUUGGGUGAAACUAGGGGACAGAGGUCCUUAUUUGUCAAGUUUUGUCACUUAACCACAGCAUCUGGACUCUCCAUUGCUGGAAUAAGUAUUUUUCCCACAUUUUUCCCCCCUUUGGAUAUAUAUAUGGUAGACUUUUUUUUUUCUUUUUUUUUUUUUUUAAGACAGAUAAAUGUUUUCCCACUUUGGUUUCCUUUCCUUUUCCCUUUAAAAGGAAUUAGCUAUAGAACUGCUUUGUAAAGAUGCUUCUUGGUAUUUUACUUUUGUUCCUUUCCCCAGCCAUUCCCUUCCUCUCCAUUCCUCCAAAAGGUGAAACCCUCCUCGUUCCCCCACACCCCAGCCCUAGGCUCCCUUCCUUCCACCAAGAUCUUCAUUAGCUUAUGAUACUUGCUGCCGAGAUGUUAUAACAAGGACUCAUUCGUGUAUAUAAGCUAUUUCUUGAUCCAUUUAAAAGGAAUUGUACAUUGUGUAGAAAAAAAAAAAAACUGAAAAAGAGAAAAAAAAGCCCUAGCCAUGGAUAUUGUGAAACUGUGUUACGUCAUUUUGUAAUGUGCCCGUUUGUGUAUGAUCCGUGCAAAAGGGUUUCUGGGGAAGGGGUGGGGGUAGGGAGGCAGGGCUGCGGAGGGAGGGGAGGGAGUGGGCCGGGCCCAGCUCACUGAGACUGGCAGCUGCUCCAACCCCAUCCCUCCUUAGAGAUGCCACCUCCCCCACCACCCACCCCUAAUUUGUGCCUUGCCUCCCCACCCUGGAGUAGUCCCUCCGGGUCACCAGCACUGCCUUGGCAGAGCCCACUCCCUACCCUAACCUGCCCCUCUCCCUGCCCCCCAGCAUUAGGUUGAUACUGUGGGGAAGUGCUGGGGAUUGGGAGGUAGUGGAGGAGUGGGGCAGUUCCCGGGGGCAUCGAAACCAAGUAUUAUUAUGAAUUGUAAUUGUAUUUGCACUGUUUUUUCCCCUCUGAUUGCAUCAGCAUAUAUACAAUAUACCUGUAUAACAAAAUCCAGUGUCAAGCUUUCUUAUGCAAGGGAUUUUCCCCACCCCAUCCUCCAAAAGAAGAGACCAAGUCUUGUGGGCCUUUGAGGGUGUAUUGUCAGAGGAUGGUAGAAAGGAGUUGAUAAGUUAUUGUAAGGCAGUCUCAUCUAACGAGAGCCCUAGCUGUCUGCAGCAUUAGAACCUGCACAAAUUUCAAUGAGGCUGGGCUUCUGGCCCAGGACUGGAAGAUAACCACCAGUGCAGAGGGGCACAAUUUAGAGACCAGAAGUCUCGUAUCCUAGUGUGAUCUUUGGUACAGUUCAUUUUCUGGGUCGGAGCUUUUUCUAAUCUAUGAAGUGAGUUGGGUGAGACUAUGAAGUCAUCUGGCCAUUUAGUUUAAAAUUUUAAAAUUUAGUUGCCCCACCUUCUGAUAAAAUACUGCUUGAGGUGAAGGAAGUGUAGGGUUAACAAAUCUGGGAGGAAAUGUAUCACUGUAAAAUGGAUAUGGAUGAGACAGUGCCCUACUUUAACAUGGACUUGGGAGGUGACAGUAGUGUUUUGCAUAUCAAGUCAGGCCAGUCACAUCUUUGUCCACGGGUUUAGCCAUCUGAGGUCAGGGACCAGGCGACAAGCCCCACCUCGCCACCAAUCACAAAGCCAGUGUGGUUGACCCAUGAAAUGCCCCAGUUGGUGGACUAGUUAUUCCCUUUGAGAGCUACAAAACUUCCUGUCGUCUUGGUGACAAAUAGGAGAGCUCAGAUAUAGCCCACAUCUCUCCUUCCCCCAGAAUCUCAUCUGAACCCCCCAAGACAGCUUUUUACUGUCUCAGGGGCCCAGUUUCCCCACUGCCUGGGCUGAGCACUCCCACUUUUGAGGUUCUUGGCUGGUGAGGCCCGGGGAGGGUGCAGGAUGGGGGCCAAGCCCUGGCUGAA
Octodon degus (degu) is the source of this 6915-nucleotide messenger RNA. It is a transcript of the gene Gatad2b, whose product is annotated as GATA zinc finger domain containing 2B. Gene Ontology annotation, biological process: negative regulation of transcription by RNA polymerase II. The record is from RefSeq and is a predicted model, not a curated record. Gene Ontology annotation, cellular component: NuRD complex. Lineage: Eukaryota; Metazoa; Chordata; Mammalia; Rodentia; Octodontidae. The coding region runs from base 246 to 2027 and encodes 593 amino acids. Gene Ontology annotation, molecular function: zinc ion binding; sequence-specific DNA binding. The transcript is spliced from 11 exons.